UUCACACAUGGAGCGGAUCGUCACGUUUUGGGACUGAAUAGACGACCUUUUUUUGUGUGUGCACUGAAUAUGAUUUGUCCGAACUGGCUGCAUCCUGCAGAGACGUUUUAGGAGUUGUGCUUUGAUUCAGUUUAUUCAGUGAAUUUAACAAAAAAAGAAGAAGCCUAUUUCUUCCGCACCUCCGGUUCGCCUCCGGGGCCUCAGCACAAUCACUUCAUCAGGUUACACGCGGCGAGCGCAGCUACGUGCCUGCACUCAUUCCCUUAAGCCUGCGGAGCCGGGAGGGCGGAUGAGUUCGAAACUCGCGGUCAGCAUCUCUUUCUCUUUCCUGAGUAGUUGGGCACUUUGGUUGGAUUGUUUAAUUGUGCACACCGGGAGCCAUCACCGUCACCUCCUCUCCACUCGCAGACUUCGCGAAAUGAAACUUGUCAUCCAGGCUGCGGUGGCGCUUUAUCUGCUGCUCUCACCUGCACAGAGUCUUCCUUUGUCAAGCAUAAACAAUACAACUGAAGUGUUGAUGUUCCAAGAAGUAUGGGGCCGCAGCUUCUGCCGGACCAUUGAGAAGCUGGUGGAGGUGGUGCAGGAGUACCCGUCAGAGGUGGAGCACAUCUACAGCCCCGCCUGUGUGCCACUGGUGAGGUGUGCAGGUUGCUGUGGGGAUGAAAACCUGGAGUGCCAUCCCACUCACACCUCAAACGUCACCAUGCAGCUGUUGAAAAUCAGGCCAUCAGAGCCGGGUCAAGAAUAUGUUGAGAUGACGUUUGUGGAGCAUCAGACAUGUGAAUGUAGAGUCAGGAAACCUAUUGUGAAUGUUGAAAGGAAAAGGCAAAGAGGAAGAGGAAGGAAGAGAAAGGAGAGACAGAAAACGAAAGAAUGUGACAGCUGCCAGAUUCCACGCAGAUAACUGCAGUAAGAGUCCAACCAGUUGCAGUGUGGCUCACUAUUUAUUUCCAACCCGGUGACAGCAUCCAGAGUCUCCUUGCUGUCUGCAGCCAGAGGCUCAAACAGCUGGCUUGUUUUGCUGACAUGCCCUCUUGCUGAUGGGCAGAUCGUUUAUAAUGACAUGCCUCAACCGGAAGUGUGUUUUGAUUGGUGGAGGAAACACUGCUGUCACACCUGACACAACGGACAUCCCUGGGAGCCAGUGCAAUGUCGAACCAAACAGACCGACGCCUUCUCUUUUAUACUAGUUAUUACUGUAUCAGUUAUUGUAAUUUGGUAAUUUCUUUGGUAUUUAAUGAUGGUUACACUUUUUUUACAUCUAUAUUUAUUGAUACAACUGAAUAUAUUUGGACUAGCAACCUUUCAAAAGUUGGUCAUUUUUUUGUUAUCUACAUUAUCUAAGACACCUUGACUUGUCAUAGCAACAAGUUGGACUGAGUGUGCAGCUGCUUUGCACAUGCAACAAUGAAAUGUCUCCCUCUAGUGUUAAUAGAAACCGUGUUCAAAACUGCUCUGGAAUGAAGUAUUCUUUCUUUUUUUAGAUCAAUUAUACAAAUAAGGUUAGACUUAGGACAGUAAUGUCAGUCACAAUCACUUCAUCAACUUAUUGGACUCUUCUACGAUCACUAUUAUGGAGGUAACGGAAUGAAUCCUCUCCCUCUGUAGCGAAGUGUGAACAGGCAUUAUUAGACCUUUAUUUAACCAGGUAAAAUCAAUUGAGAACCAAUUCUCAUUUACAAUGAUGACUAUAAAGUGUUUUCAUCAAAUAAGAACAAUACGGAUCAGAGAAAUCGGGCAACUGAAGACGUGUCCACAGAAGAUUGUGUAUAAAUAAAUGACUAUGAUGUAUCAAAUUGUCUAUGUGUCAAAACAUCUAAAUGUUUGUUUGAAAUCUAUCUCUCUUUCUCUAUUGAUUUGGAGAGUUGGAUCACAUCAGACUUCAUCAGUUUAUUUCAACACCAGGAAGUGUGUUGUAGACUGCAUAUUGGACGUGGCAAGCCCAGUAGGAAUGGGCAGAUCAAUACUCCAAUAACCAAUACAUUAAUUUGGUGAUGAAUGUUUGUUGCCUUGUUUACUGUGAUUACACGUUUCUCACAGAUAUAAAAGCAUUUUGGUGACUCCCUCAAGAGCACAUGUGUCUUUCUAAGUCUAUUGGAAAGGAUCAGUUGAAGUAAUAAUGUAAAAUUCUGUCCUUUUGUAUUUUUUAUCCUGUACUACACAAAGAAAAUCUCUAUCAAAAUGUACAAAGUAACAUUUCUACUGUGUUAGUAUUUUCUUUUUCAUUUAGAUAUUUAUUUUUGUUAUUAAAUUGUUAUGUUGUCA
Molecule: messenger RNA, 2265 nt
Organism: Cyclopterus lumpus (lumpfish)
Lineage: Eukaryota; Metazoa; Chordata; Actinopteri; Perciformes; Cyclopteridae
Gene: pgfb
Product: placental growth factor b
Exons: 7
Coding region: 290-904 (204 amino acids)
Biological process (GO): positive regulation of endothelial cell proliferation; positive regulation of angiogenesis; induction of positive chemotaxis
Cellular component (GO): membrane
Molecular function (GO): chemoattractant activity; vascular endothelial growth factor receptor binding; growth factor activity
Source: RefSeq, a predicted model, not a curated record